AUGGCUCAUCGACUGAAACAAUUUGAACCUUAUUACAAGGUGGAAAUCUUGGAAUUGCUGUCGGCAUUCACAUCUCAAGAACAUUAAUCAAUAUACAUAAACUAGGAGAAGAUCUUUUAGGCUAUUGUUGAAAAUAAGAAUUUCCUCUUUGGCCAUCUAAUGAGAAUUGAUUACUUAGACAACAAUCUUCUGGUUGAGUACAGAGUUUUUGUUGAACGGGAAUAUGAGAGCAAAUAACUGUAAAUUCAGGAGUUCUUCUUAAAACCUCAAGAAUAAUAACAAAGACAGAUUUUCGAUAACAAAUUUAUCGAUUUUAGAAUUUAACAAUAUUUUCUAGAACAACUAAGAUUAUAUGGAAAGCUAUGUCAAAAUAGAAAUUAUGCAUGUGUUAAGAAUCUUUAGGAGUUAUUGCCAAGAAAGGCCUUGUUGUAUUAUUUGGGAACUUCAAUAGAUGAUGAAAUUAAGGCCAUUUUAUGUUAGUUAAUAUUAAAUCUGUACAUUGAUCAAGAGCCAAGGAGUAUCAUAAACAAGCCAAGUUUCGUGAGAGUGUUGAAUACCUCUAAUUACAGUGGGAAGGAUGACAUUACCGAUAGAUUUAUAGAAAUCAAUCUUACAAAUGACAUUCAAGGAACCUAUUAGAUCAGAAAAUGGUUAUUAGAGUAUUUGAGGGCCAAAAUUGAAUAUUUGGAUGAUCCUAAUGUCAAUGAAGAUAAAACAACAAGCAUUUACAAUGAAUUAACAUAUGAAGUAAUUAGAUGUUUAAGUUUGAUGGUCAAAUUUGGAUUGUUUUCUAAACAUGCAAAUUAGUUGCUGUAAACUACAUUGAAAUUGAAUAAUCAAAAUAUAGAUUUGAAUAAUUUGUUUAACGAUUUGAAGAAUUUAGUUUGUUAUUUAGCAAAACUAUUGGAGUACGAUCACAAUUACUUUUAGGAAUUGAAGGUAAAUCAAAUUAAAAGAUCAUAUAUGGAAGAGAAGGAAGAUUUGAAAUACAUGAUAAAUUUAAAUAUUUUUCAGAAGGCUAAAGUCGAGGAAGAGGAAGAAGAACAAGGAACUUUGCACAAAGAAUAAGACCUUUCGUAGUCCUUCCCAUUUUUGAAGAGAUACACAAGUUUAUUCAAAUUAAUCAAAUACUUUACUACAAAAACAUGUAAAUUUUAGAAGCAAAGCAAAUUCUUUAUCUUGAUUAAAAAAGAAAUAUGUGGCAUUUUCCAAACUCUUUUAGAAUGGCGAGAAGAUAUUCAAAUUGGAAAAGCAAUCAAUUGGUUUCAGAAGAAGUAAAGUGAUUACUCAAACAUAGAGGAUGAAGAAAUAGCGAAUGAAAUUAUGCCCAGUUUUAGUAUUGAACCUGGCAAAUACAAUAAGGAUGAUGAAGAGGAUAACAUCCAUCAAGAAGAAGAAAUACAAGACUUUGAUCACAUUCUUGAAAGACCCUUUGUUGAAGUCCUGAUUUUGGCAUUCUAUUUUGCCUAGGAUCCCGAUUUACAGAAUUCAGUUGUCAAUUUGCUUUACAAAAGAUUUACAUAAAGGAAGAAGCUGUUGUUAAAUUUAAAAAAGGUGUCGCUUGUUUAGCCUGAUAACAAUUCCUAUAAGCUCUUAUCUACAUUAGUGAAUGAUAUUAAGAAUCAGAUCAGUUACAGUCAGUCUUGGUUAUAAAUAAUAGAAUCUAAUGUGUAUGAUGAGAAGGCAGAAGAAGCCUUGAAUUAGACUGUUGAAAAGUUUAAUUCAAUAUUGAAGGAAUUUGAACAAAAGUGCGAUGCUGAAUAAUUUAAUAUCAAAUAGAAAAUAUUUAAACACUUGGGAGGACAUAAGUUAAUAUUGAAGUUUUUAGAAUCAGGGAUCAGAGUCAUCUACUCCAAAAUCAAGUACUUCCACAUAUCCGCAGAAGAGGAGAAGGAGUUGGCUAACUUUGCCAUUACUCCCGGGUUGAAUAGGAUUAAAAAUUUACCUCCCUUAAGUUUGGAAUAGAAGAAGCCUGAACCUGCAGCUAUUGAGAAUUCAGAUCAAUAUUCAUACAGAAAAUAAUUCAUUCAGUAUGUUAUUAAGGUUUUUACAACUUCUCAUUAAAUUUUAAGUAAAUUUGCAGAGGGGAAUAAAAGUAAUCAAAAUUCAAUUUACAAGAUCUACGUAACAUUGCUAGAUAAGCCUGUUAGAAUUAAUAUUGGGUAGGUAGCUUUCCUCAAAUCCCUUUAUACUAAUAAUGUAGAUUUGUGUUUAAAACCCUAAGAUUAAUGCUUUGAUUAUGUUUAGCAUUUAAUAAAUGAUCAUGGUCAUCAAUAUGAAUUCUUGGAAGUGAUGCUUGUGUUUUUAAAGGCAUCGAAGGAGACAGAUUCAUAAAAAAUAUAAGUAGCCAUAAUGUCCAAGAUUCUAUCAAAUUACAAUUAUUUUGAUCCAACUAAAUAAAUCAUCCCAAAAAGGGAUUUGCCACUGUUUUAUGAAGACAAACGCCAAGAAGAAAGACAACUGAUGUUUAGGAAGAAAUUUAUCUAAUUGGUUAGCGGAUGCAUUGAAAGUGAAAUAAGUGUUAACUUUAUUGUUUAACUCCAAGAGAAUCUUUCAGUUAGAUAAUUGUUAUAAAUGCUAUUGUAUGACACGAAAUCUCCAACUGGGUCUUUGGAAAUGAAGGAACAAAUAUUUUCGAUAUUGAAGAUCUAUUUUGAAAAAAUAGACAAGGCCUUACAUGAAUUCUAAAGUUGCUGUGCUGAGUUUACUAAAUUGUUACAAACUGUAUCAUAAAAGAUGCAAUAGCCCAGGAUUUCAAAGGAAGAUCAGUCCUUCAUCGCAUUACAGAUAGUUAAAUUGGUUAAUGUGUAUUUUAUGAACUUUCUUAAAGAUAUUGGAAUGAUUUCAUUAAAAAUGUUAGCCUAAGACUAAAGUAUUCAAAAGGAGAAAUUCAUAUUUUAAUUUGCUUAGUAAUUGGUUACUGCUUUGCCUAAAUUUGAUAAAUUACCUGCAUACAAGGCAGGAUUCAUGGAAUUAUCCAAUAAUUUUAGUCUGCAUCUAUCUGAUGAUUAUUUCUCAUAAUUUGAGAAUAAUCAUUAGGAAAUUUAAAUUAAUAAUAAUCAACCAACAUAGUUAAUUUAAUAAUAAGAUUCCGAAUAAUUUGAUAAGUCAUCUUCUUAUGAAUCUUGGAAUGCGUUUGUCAAAAAAAUAUUAAAAAGUUCAUCAAUCAAGAAAGCAGUAUUGAGUGAAAGAAUGAAAUUCAAAGAGGUCAUCUUAAAUGUUUAAGACAUAUUUGAAAAGCCUAAGGAGACUAUGGAUAUUAGACUUAAGGAUCUCAUCAUAUCAAGGGAUGACAUAAUUGUUAAGCUGUUAAAUUACAUAGAACAUUGGAAAGUCAGGAAUGCCAGCAGACACACUGUAAUUUUCAUAAUAAAAUCGAUAAGAGCAUUGUUGUAGAUAAAGAAUGAGAAAUAACUAAUAAAGAUGUAAAUUCAUUUGGAUUCACUUAAAGCAACGCAAAUAGCUUUAAGACUCUAUUGGAGUGAUAAGGUAACUGAGGAUCUAUAUAUUUAUCAAUUAAUCAAGUGGAUUAUUUCUUUGUUAGAAGGUGGGAACAAAGUAAUUUAGAUGAGCAUUUUAAAUUUGAUGAAAAUGAACUCAGAUAGCGAAGCCUUUUUCUUAAAGAUAUACACAAUCCUAACAGAAUAUAUGACUUCAAUGAGAAAAAUGAGAAAGAAGGACGAUCAGAAGAAAAUUAGAAAGAGGAAAUUCAUCGCAAAGACAUUGUAGGUGAUACAAUUGUUAUGUGAGGGUCAUAAUAAUGAUCUUUAAAACUAUCUUAGACAACAAGCUAAUUCAAAAGUGUCAUAUGAUAUAGUGUCAUUAAUGGUUAAAUUGGUUAUUUCAAAUAGAAUAUCUGAUGCAACAUAUGAAUCUCUAGUGUAGUGUUUAGACACUUUAACUGAAGUAGUUUAAGGUCCUUGCAAAGAAAAUUAAGUUGUUAUUGUAACUAGUAAAUUUGUUUCUUGGAGUGUGGAUUUGUUAAAGGAAGAUCCCAAAUUAUUUGAAUAUAAUAAGAUAGAUAUUCAAUAGGUUAAAUUAAAAAGAUUGAAAUUUAAGUGUACUAACACUUUGCUUAGUUUAAUGGAGCUUUAGGAGGAAAAUGAUGAAAUUAUGAAUCUUUUAAUUCGAAGCAUCCCGAUCACUAUUUUAGUUAAUGAAUUAGCUAAGUUUUAUUUGUUAUACACUUCAUUCUAUAAGAAAGAAUAUGUGGUUGAGUGUUUUAAAACAUACCUGGAUGAGGGGGAUGAUUACGAAUUGAAGAAAAAGAAUGAAUGUAUUAUCGAGUACGGAUUCAACUUGUUCAUCAUAAUCAAUAUUUUAAUGUUGAAGAAUAAAAAGUCUUAAGAGGCGGAUCUGGAAGAAAUUCGUAAAUUAAUUGACGAGUAUUAAUUUGUCAACAAAAAAUCUAAUUAGGGGUUAGAAGGACUAUUAGAUCUUAAAAUAAAUAUAGAUCUGAAUAUCAAAAUCAAUCUGCCUUCUUUUGGUUAAGUGGAGGAUGAGGAAUCAAAUGAAUUGAAGAAGGCAUAGGAGAUGAAAAAGGCUUAAAAAGACGCAUACAAGUUCUUCUCAGAAAAUACAGUCUUUAUAGAGAUAGCAAGGGAUGAUUAACUCCAUAGGAUUUACUUCCCUUUAUUGCCGUAAUGUAAAAUGUUAUCCAAGGAAUCCAGAAAGGAUUUCUGUGAAUAGGUUGAUCAUUCAUCAAUUCGAGACAAAUUAGUGUAUUUGAUGACUUCUGCCGAUCAGAUGAGAAAAGUAAUGGAACAUGAGGAAUUAUUAAGAAAUUUAUUCAAGAGAUUGAAAGUUGUAGAGCUGAUUGCUACUCAUAAAUUAUUAUGGGAAUAAUUAGCAUUUGUUACAAAUGUUAUUAUUAAUUUAGUGAUUUUAUGCUCUUAUGGUAAUUAUGCAUAUACAGAUGAGCUUCCAACACCCUUCCCAGUGAGUUUUAAUGGUAUUAAAUUUUCACUAGAAUGGGUUCUGUAAAAUCAGCUAUACUAUGAUUCCACUCAACCUGAUUCUGACUUGUUGUGGGAUGCAAGAUUAAAUUAACCUCGUCUAUUUUAUGUAUCUGACUUUACUUGGACUAACACUCUCAUAGUAAUUUUAGGAUAUCUCAAUUUGGGAUUCUCUUUGUUAGUCAUUACGUUUUUUGCAAUAAAGAAGGCUCCACUUUUGAUUACUGACAUGUGGGUUGAAUUUCUUGGCAAACCUAUGGGGUGCAUAGAGAGAACUAUCAUGAGUUUUGUUAUGAUAGUUAGAUCAUUUAUUAAUUGUUUAGUUGACUUUGAUUUUGCUUACUUUUGUGGAUAUAUGGCAUGCAUUGUUGUUGGAUUAGUUAUCCAUCCCUUUGCAUUUGUAUUGUUAUUGGCUGACUUUCUGAGAAUAUCAACAUUGAAAAUUGUGAUAAAAGCAAUUUGGAUCAGUAAAAUUUAGAUGGGGUUAUCGUUUUUGGUGUUCUUGUUGGUUGAGUAUUAUUUUGCAGUUAUUGGCUAUUUAUUCUUUUGGGAUCAAUAUCAAAAUCAAUCCUGUUAAAUUAUGUGGAGGUGUUUCUUGUAGACAUUUGAUUAAACAUUCAAAAAUGGAGGAGCCAUCGGAGAUUAUUUAGCUGAUACACAACUGUAAGAUCCAACGGGAUCUUAAUUGCCUAUUAAUUAUUCAUUAACUCCAUAUCAAUAGGAUAGAUUUAUCUAUAGAUUUGUUUUUGAUGUUCUCUUCAAAUUUAUCUUAGUGUUCUUGAUCAUCAAUAUGGUUGCUGGUAUUAUCAUUGAUACUUUUGGUGCCUUGAAGGAUGAGAUGCUUGAAAAACAAUCAAAUCUAGAAGACUAUUGCUUUAUCUGUGGAAUUCAGAGUGAGAAAUUGGAUAAGAGUACUCAAUAUGGGCAUUAUUCACACAUCAAGAAGAAUCAUCAUAUGUGGAAUUACGUUUACUAUAAAGUUUACCUAUUUUUCAAACCUAAAAAUGAUUUAUCAGGAAAUGAAACCUAUGUCAAAAGACUUAUGAUUAAUAAUGAAAUUGAUUGGUUCCCAGUAAAAAAGGCAAUUGGGUUUACAGACGAGGACGAGGAAGACGAAGAGUAAAAUGAGGACAAUCUGUAGAUAAUUGAAGAAACCUACCAAGAGGUCUAAGAACUUGAAUAAUUGGCUCUAUCCACAAAUCAGAAAUUAAAAAUAUUCAUUUGA
Messenger RNA from Paramecium tetraurelia, 6180 nucleotides. RefSeq lists its product as uncharacterized. Gene Ontology annotation, biological process: transmembrane transport; calcium ion transport. Lineage: Eukaryota; Ciliophora; Oligohymenophorea; Peniculida; Parameciidae. Gene Ontology annotation, cellular component: membrane. The transcript has 2 exons. Gene Ontology annotation, molecular function: monoatomic ion channel activity. The record is from RefSeq and is a predicted model, not a curated record.